AUGAGAGCCCAGAGGUGUCUCCUUCCUCGAGGAACUUUAAAAAGCUGCGCGUGGAAGUCACACGCCUCCGCCGAAGUGAAACGCUGCCGGAAUUUCGAGAGCUCCACCGCCCCCGCUAUUAUUGCCGUGAGGAGAAGCCGACGAGAAACCAUCCCGUCACACCGUCUUAAAAAGUGUUCUUCACAAUUUCUAUCUCCCUCGACGACUCCGUCAGUGAGAGUGCCCGGAGAAGGAGAGAGAGAGGUUUCUGCGAUGUCGUUAAACCCUAGCAAUGGCGGAAUCGACGACCAGAAAGAGAAGAAGCCGAAAGUAUUUGUGAUAAUGGGUCCCACAGGCUCUGGGAAAUCGAAGCUGGCCGUUGACUUGGCGUCUCAAUUUCCGGUGGAGAUCAUUAACGCCGACGCAAUGCAAAUCUACAGUGGCCUCGAUGUUCUCACCAAUAAAGUCCCCACCAACGAGCAAAAAGGAGUUCCUCAUCAUCUACUAGGGACAGUGAGCCCAGAUACAGAGUUUACGUCUAAGGAUUUUCGAGACAACACUAUUCCUCUAAUUGAGGAGAUACUUUCUCGAAAUCACAUUCCAGUUCUUGUUGGAGGAACAAAUUAUUAUAUACAGGCUGUUGUGAGUAAAUUUCUUCUUGAUGAUUCAGCAGAAGAAGACACCGAGGAGUGUUGUUCAAAUGUUACUACUCCAGAAGGCUUAAAUGUCGAGUCUAUAUGUGAAGGAGAUGAUUUUAGCCGUGGCUAUGACCUUCUUAAAGAGCUUGAUCCUGUGGCAGCAAACAGAAUUCACCCUAACAAUCACAGAAAAAUUAAUCAAUACCUGAGCUUACAUGCUCGUAGAGGAGUUCUUCCGAGCAAGCUAUUUCAGGGAGAGAAUGCAGAGAACUGGGGACGAAUUGAUGCCUCUCGUUACGAUUACUGUUUGAUAUGUAUGGACGCUGAAACCUCGGUGCUGGACAGAUAUGUUGGAGAGAGAGUAGAUUCCAUGGUGGAUGCUGGACUACUUGAUGAACUAUAUGAUAUAUACAAACCAGGAGCCGACUAUACCAGAGGCUUAAGGCAAUCCAUAGGUGUUAGAGAGUUUGAAGAUUUCCUGAAAAUGUAUCUCUCCGAUGGAGGAGAAAGCAAGGAUGAUGAUAAGUUUAUGAAGGAGGAUAUGAAGAAGAUUCUGAGUUUUUCGAAGGACGAUACGUUGAGGAUUAUGUUGGAGGAAGCCAUUGAGAAGGUGAAGUUAAAUACCAGAAGGCUUCUACGUCGCCAAAAAAGAAGAGUUAAUCGGCUAGAAACUGUCUUUGGCUGGAAUAUUCAUCAUAUUGAUGCAACUGAGUGUUUACUAAACAAAUCUGAAGAGUCGUGGGAUGCUAAAGUGGUCAAACCUGCUACAGAGAUCAUACGGUGUUUCCUGGAGGCGGAAACUGAAUUUGGUCAUGAUUCAACUUCAGGAAAACUAAUUGAAAGAGAUCUGUGGAGUCAAUAUGUUUGUGAGGCUUGUGGAAACAAGGUACUAAGAGGAAGACAUGAGUGGGAGCACCAUAGUCAAGGCCGUGCACAUCGUAAGAGAACCACUCAACAUAAAAAGGCUCAAACUUUCAAAAGCAGAGAGAAGCAAGAAGAAGAAGAAGAAGAAGUGGAGAAAGCAAGUAUAUCGUAG
This is a messenger RNA of Microthlaspi erraticum, 1653 nucleotides long. NCBI's taxonomy places the organism in Eukaryota, Viridiplantae, Streptophyta, Magnoliopsida, Brassicales, Brassicaceae. The record is from the annotation of a GenBank genome assembly.